Hipposideros armiger (great roundleaf bat) is the source of this 2076-nucleotide messenger RNA. It is a transcript of the gene GTSF1, whose product is annotated as gametocyte specific factor 1. NCBI's taxonomy places the organism in Eukaryota, Metazoa, Chordata, Mammalia, Chiroptera, Hipposideridae. The coding region runs from base 93 to 587 and encodes 164 amino acids. The transcript has 8 exons. The record is from RefSeq and is a predicted model, not a curated record.
GAGCGUUGCUAGAGCGCGGUUGUGGAGCAGAGGCUACCGUCGGCAGAGUGUGUCGCGGCUGAGCACUUGGAUUCGGCUCCUUCAUUUCCAACAUGGAAGAAACUUACCUCGAUUCACUGGACCCUGAAAAGCUAAUACAAUGCCCCUAUGAUAAAAACCACCAGAUCAGGGCCUGCAGGUUUCCUUAUCAUCUUAUCAAGUGCAGAAAGAAUCAUCCUGAUGUUGCAAAUAAAUUGGCUACUUGUCCUUUCAAUGCGCGCCACCAGGUUCCUCGGGCUGAAAUCAGUCAUCAUAUCUCAAGCUGUGAUGAUAAAAGUUGUAUAGAGCAAGAUGUUGUCAACCAAACCAGGAACCUUGGACAAGAGACUCUGACUGAGAGCACAUGGCAGUGCCCUCCUUGUGAUGAAGACUGGGAUAAAGAUUUGUGGGAACAGACCAGCACCCCAUUUGUCUGGGGCACAGCCAACUACUGUGGCAAAAACAGCCCUGCAAGCAACAUAGUCAUGGAACAUAAGAGUAAUCUGGCUUCAGGCAUGCGCGUUCCCAAGUCUCUGCCAUAUGUUCUGCCAUGGAAAAACAAUGCCUGACCCCAGAAGACUCUUGUUUCUUCCUGCGACCAGUGGGUUCUUCAUUUUACUUCUAAUUAUAGAAAGAUAAACUGUCUGUGACUUUCAAACUGACAAGUACCUUUUUAUUCUCGCCCAUUUUGAGUCCUCAUUUGACGCAAGAAAGAACCCUCAUACUUAGAAGAACUGUUUCAAAUAAAGCAUUGAUGUAAAUAGCUUCCCCAAGAUAUAUUACAUCCCACUCCACAUUAAUGAAACAUAAUUAUUUAAAGUAAUCUUAAAGAGUCCAGCUAAACAAAGCAGUCAAGAAAUUUGGGUUGGAAAAAGUAACUGUGUAUUUGUGUUCUCUAACACACAUGGACCAAAUUCUUUUAAGCAUUAGUAGGAAUGGGCCUUUUCUGAUUGAUGCGUCUGUUUAUCCAGAGUCUCCAAGAUAUUGAUAGCAUUUAUAUAGCAAAAUACCCCAUUCCUGUUUAGAAUCUUAAGGAUAUCUUGCUCCCUGAAUAUUUCCAACCUAGGGUAGGUUUCUUUUAUUUAUUUUAUCUCUCCCACACUCCAGCUAGAAAUUAUACUAGCUAUCAAACUAGGUGUGGAUUAUGUAGGAGUGAAGAUUGGCAAGGAGGGGAGGAACCAGUAUACAUGUGGAAAAGAGAUAGGCUUUCCACCUGUGUAUGCAAUUUGAUUAAGCUGCAAAGCUUCAAUGUGUGAGGGCCCUGCUGACUACCAUGGGAUAUGUGUAUAAUAAGUUAGAUUUUGAAACAUCUAAAGCCCUUGCUAUCCUAGCAUCUUUUUGGCCCUUACAAGGAGACUUCAUAAUCUUCCCCAGACCAGUUUUGUGUGUGUGUGGAUUAUUUUUUGUGUGGUGGUUUUCCAGUUUGGUUUGGUUUGAUUUUAAAACUGGCAUGGGGAACGAUUUGGAAUCUGGUAUAGAUAGGAAUUUGGAUGAAGCAUGCUGACAAAUAAUUCCAAAAAUGAUCUCUCUAACAUUGUUUGUGGGUAACAGAUAAGGUGGAGUGGGGUUUUGUGAAAUGCCUCCAUCCAUGAGUUUUACACAAAACAGGAUUCCCUGAUGAAGCAGGCUAUCUGUUUAUUUAGUUCCAAUCUCUUAAAAUAGGUUCAAGAUAAGCCCCAGUACAAUAGUAUUUCUGCUGCUUAGCUGUGUAAUCUUAAGUGAAUAACGAGACCGUUUCUUCUGGAGAGGGUGGUAACGUAUUGAGGAGGGGGAAGAAAUACCCUUUAUGCCCCUGAUUCUGGUCACUUAUGUUUGUGUAUCAACACCUCACAAAAAUUUUAUUUAAAUCGUCUUAUUAUUGGAAAAUACAAAACCCCUUUGAGUUCAUUUGUUUGGGUGAUGACAGAAGAAAACUAUCAUCUGGUAUGGUACGCAUAUAAGCCAGAACCCCUACCUAGUUUAGGAAAAACAAGCAGGGGCAUGAGUCUCAUUACAAAGAAUUAGCUGCAUGAAUACAACUUAUCAAAGGAAUUAAACAAUAUUUUUUUAAAUGUGUUU